ACCUCAAGCCCGCUUGAUUUCCGCCAUCCUUGGCGAGUCCAAGUUGAAAACGGAGAUUAAACCAGGACCUUUCCGCGCGAGGGUUUCUUGUUGUUUCGCUUCUUAUUAUUAUCCAGGGAUCUAAGUUAGUCAAACUUCGUGAUUGUCAGGAUUUCUUCGUUGGAACUUGAAGGGUCUUAUAGGCUUUUUGAUCCCUUCAAAAAGCUGUGUUUUUUGAAGGAUUAUUCCACUGGCAGAGUCCAACUCCUUAAUCGGACAAGAUGCUUCCUCUCUCUCUUUUGAAGACGGCGCUGGGGCAUCCUAUGUUAGUGGAGUUGAAGAAUGGGGAAACUUAUAAUGGGCAUCUGGUGAAUUGUGAUACUUGGAUGAACAUUCACCUCAGAGAGGUCAUUUGCACCUCAAAGGAUGGAGACAGGUUUUGGAGGAUGCCUGAGUGUUACAUACGUGGGAACACAAUCAAGUACCUUAGGGUUCCUGAUGAGGUUAUUGACAAGGUUCAAGAUGAAACUAACAAAAGCCGCUCUGACAGGAAACCCCCUGGGGUAGGCCGGGGAAGAGGAAGAGGUAGAGAGGAUGGCAGCAGUACACAUUCUAAAGGAAUCGGAAGAGGUUCUAAUGACAACAAAGUCUCAGGUAGUGGACGCGGCAGGGGAGGGCCUGGUGGUAGAGGCAGUGGCAGAGGUGGAGGGCGUGGACGUGGCGCAUGAAGUGGCCCACAGAGAGAUAAUGCUUAUAUAUUUAUUUGUUCAAGGCUCUCUCUCUGGAGCAUAAUUUGUUCAAUGUGAAGUUUAAAUGUUUUAUGUAUUGUUGUGUUUCAUCUCUUGCUCCCUAUGAUCUGUCUGAAAAAAUAUAGAUAUUGAUAUCUAAAGAUGUAUGGACAGUAGCGGUAAGAAAUUAAUGGUGCUUUCUCUCGUUCUUA
This is a messenger RNA of Dendrobium catenatum, 919 nucleotides long. RefSeq names its product probable U6 snRNA-associated Sm-like protein LSm4. Bases 261 to 707 code for a protein of 148 amino acids. The record is from RefSeq and is a predicted model, not a curated record. Gene Ontology annotation, cellular component: P-body; U6 snRNP; spliceosomal tri-snRNP complex. NCBI's taxonomy places the organism in Eukaryota, Viridiplantae, Streptophyta, Magnoliopsida, Asparagales, Orchidaceae. The transcript is spliced from 7 exons. Gene Ontology annotation, molecular function: U6 snRNA binding. Gene Ontology annotation, biological process: spliceosomal snRNP assembly; P-body assembly; nuclear-transcribed mRNA catabolic process.